GGGCACCGCACCACCAUGCAUGGGCGACCACCAAGGGAUCGCCGGUCACUUCUUGAUGGAUUUUUAUUGUUGGAGGGUAGCCACCCCAUCUGAUCAUAGGGUUGCAACUAUUACCGAUCCAACAAAAAUCGUCACUGAAGACUCCAUUCCGAUCAUCGAUGUCUCCGAUUGGAACGAUCCGAAGGUUACAGAAUCGAUCUGCGAAGCUGCACGUAAAUGGGGUUUCUUUCAGAUUGUUAACCACGGGUUGACCUUGGAGGAUCUUGACAAGAUAAAGGACGCAGGUCACCGCUUCUUUGGAUUACCAAAAGAGGAGAGAGCAAAGUACUGGAAAGGGAAAUCGCCUGCCAAUACUGUCUCCUUGUCCACCAGCUUCAGUCCUCACGCCGAAGCUGUUCUUGAGUGGAAAGAUUUCCUGAGCUUCAGCUAUGUCUCCGGUGAUCCAGAAGCCGCUGCUUUGUGGCCACCAGUAUGCAAAUUUCAAGUCCUAGAAUACAUGGAGAAAGCUAAAAUUGUGAUUAAAAGACUGCUCGAAGCACUACUCAAGGGAUUGAAUGUGAAAGAGAUUGAUCAAGCAAGAGAGUAUGUGCUAAUGGGCUCGCCAGUAAUCAACUUUAAUUAUUACCCCCGUUGUCCGAGCCCCGAGCUCGCAGCUGGAGUAGGCCCUCACUCCGACAUAUCUACGAUCACUGUCCUCCUCCAAGACGACAACGGCGGUCUAUAUGUCCGAGCAACUGAGGGUGAUUGCUGGAUCCACGUUCCACCCGUUAAUGGCGCUCUUGUGGUCAAUGUCGGAGACACUCUACAAAUCUUGAGCAACGAUCGAUACAAGAGCGUUGAACAUCGCGCGGUCGCCAAUAGAAACAAGAACAGAAUUUCGGUGCCCAUAUUUGUGGAUCCGGGACCUGAUGCCGUCAUCGGUCCUCUGCCGGAGGUUUUAGAAGAUGGGGAGAAACCCAUUUAUAGGGAAAUUGUCUUCUCUGAUUACUCCAAGUAUUUCUUCAGUAAGGGAUAUGAAGGGAAGAAGACCAUGGACUAUGCUAGGAUAUGAUUUGAUGAAAUCCUGCUUUUGUGCUUUUCUAUUGGGCUAUCAUAAGCAGAUUUCUAGCGUGUUAUGAAUAAAUAGCAGAACCUAAU
This is a messenger RNA of Rubroshorea leprosula, 1137 nucleotides long. The record is from the annotation of a GenBank genome assembly. Lineage: Eukaryota; Viridiplantae; Streptophyta; Magnoliopsida; Malvales; Dipterocarpaceae.